Messenger RNA from Anguilla rostrata (American eel), 5072 nucleotides. RefSeq lists its product as uncharacterized. The coding region runs from base 958 to 2964 and encodes 668 amino acids. The transcript has 4 exons. NCBI's taxonomy places the organism in Eukaryota, Metazoa, Chordata, Actinopteri, Anguilliformes, Anguillidae. The record is from RefSeq and is a predicted model, not a curated record.
ACACGAAAUUCCUGCACCCUGGCAGAUGUUGAUUUUUAAAAAUUUAUAGUACACAUAUACCUAGUAAUUAGUAGUACAUGCAUAAUUACUUUUAAUGGCACUACUAUUAUUAUUAUUGUUGUUGUUGUUGUUGUCACUGUUUGCUUUACUUCUACCGUGCAGAUUCGUUAUUUUAAACCGGGGAUAUUCGCUGUAAUUGUAGGCUACGAACAAUUUUCAAUAUGCCCGACACCCAGCCGUUGUAAUAGCACAAAACCUGCGUUUCCAAUAGCAUAAAUUAGUGAUAUAUCCUGCUUAAAUAAUUCGUGCGUGCAUACCGCCGCCUGCUGGGGUACUUUAAUAAUGGCAUGCCUGUCAAACUAUAACAGAAAAUAAAGUGAAUAAUUACUCCAUCCAGAGGCCCGAAACUGUAUUGCAUAGUUUGUGCAAUUGCAGUCGUAGUUGUUGAAAUGAAGUGAACAAUUUAGGAGACAUUGGGUAGCAUUACUUUGGAAUACAUCUUCUUUAAUUUCUGUGAGGCAAGAUAGUCUAUAUUGUUUGUAGUACAGUAACUUGGCGUCAUUUUGAUAUCAAUACUUUUAAUGGCAGGCAUAGAUUCUGCUUAAACCUUUUAAACCUGUAUAACAUCGUUCUUGGGUGCAAAAAUGUGGAAUUAAACGUCACGUUGCUAGGCUAAGUAGCCUACUGGCUAACCACAUAACUGUCAGAAUCGGAUUCUGUUGCUGCAUUUCAACCUCCUGUGGAGUAGAUGGCAGCAGUGUGAAGACCAUGCGUUAUAUCGCUAAUGCACGGGAACGAAAAAAUGAAGAAUGCAUCGUCCAAUCGAAAAAGACAGCACUCUGUUGACCUCUUUGAAACAAAAGCCGCCAUUAGAACAGAAUAGUAUAGUUCAAACUUUAUAAAUUCAAAUGUUGAUUUAGUUGUGGCAUAUUGACGAAUUAUGACAUCGUAAGCUAAAUGGAAAGUCAGAAUCAAACAUUUUCAGAUCACUCUCAGUGGCCCAUGUUACAUCUGAAGCGGAAGAAUAACGCAAGCGGUCAAUCUACUCCUGAAAACGAUGAUGGAAAACGAGUACGAAUGCGAUACAGCAAAGAGGAAGAAGAAAAACUGAUUAAAGAGGUGAUAAAAAGAUGGGAUCAGCUUUAUGGCACGAAAAGUCGCUUCCUCCCGUGGGGACGGAAGACCAGCACGUGGAGCGAAAUCGCGGCACAGCUGGGGGAGACCUCGAAAGGAGCCAGAGCUGGCGAGGACGUGCGGAAGAAGUGGCUCUAUAUGAAGCGGGUCUUCUUGGAGAAAGUCGAAGCUCAGAGGUCCUCUCACUCUGACUCUGGACCGCAGCUCACGCCGCUGGAGCAGAAGCUGCUGUCUCUGCUCAGGCAACCCCCCGCGCAGCCCUGCAAUGUGCCUGAUAUCGGUGCCCCCAGAAUGGACAUGAGCCAGUCAGAGACGGACGUCUUCAGUUCUCCUGGCCGCCAUUCCGUGGGAUUUUUUUCUGGUUACCCGGGAGAUACAGACAUCUCCAGUUCCCGUAAGAUGGCGAGAAGCUAUUCCGGUUUCCCCCUGGCCGCUGAUGAGAUGUCCUGCGCCGCCCUGCUGGAAAACCAGGUGGGGGACCCUGAGGUUUCCGCCGGCGACAGAAGAGAGGACGACCCGGACGACGAGCGCUCGGGUCAGGCCGCCACGCCCGCGUCCCGGAACCUGGGCCGCCAGCACGCCGACGACGGCGCUCCCGCCAUGGCCGCCAUCGUCAACAGGCAGCGGCUGUGCGUGUCCCUGCAGGCGGAGGCCGUCAAGGUGCUGAGGCGGCUGGUGGGGGACGUGCACCGCUACGUCGAGCACGUGACCGAGCCCGGCGCGAAUCCGAGCGCGCCCGCCUCUGCGUCGCCUGGCAACGACGCUCCCCCCCGCCCCCCGGACUCCCCCGCCUCGGGCGCGGCCUCCGUCCCGGUCCAGCUGGCCCUGCUGCACGACGACGUCCUGCGCGAGCGCUUCCGUUUCGACCGCAGCACCAUCGCCUACCUGUGCGCGGUCCUCAAGCCGCACAUAUCCAACAAGUGGAUGCGGGCGGAGGCGACGGUCUGCACCGCCCUGGCGUUCUACGCCACCGGCGCCUUCCGGUCCCCGACGGGGGACUCCUUCGCCGUGGACCAGGCGGUGGCGAGGAGCAUCGUGGAGCUCGUGUCGGACGCGCUGGUGGCCGUCUCCGACCGCUUCAUUAGGUUCCCCGCCUCCGCCGCGCAGAAGCGGGUGCAGCAGGACUUCCUGGCCUUCGCCGGGUUUCCGGGCGUGGUCGGGGCGCUCGGCUGCACCCACGUGGCCAUCAGGCGCCCGGAGGUGAACCCCAACCUCUACGCCAACCGCAGGCAGUUCUACUCCAUGAACCUGCAGAUCACCGCCACGGCCGACUGCAGGAUCAGCAGUGCCGUGGCCCGCUUCCCCGGGUCCUUCAGCUGCUCCCACGUCCUGCAGCACAGCCCGCUGGAGGCCUUCUGCAGCAGGGGCCACCUCGGCCAGGGACACCUCAUCGCUCACUCCGGCUACCCCCUGAACCAGUGGCUGCUGCCCCCCCUCCCGAACGCGCACACCAAGGCGGACGUGCGCUACAACGAGGCGCUGCGGCGGACCCACGCGGUGGCGGGCAGGACCGUCCGGCUCCUGAAGGCGCGCUUCCCCUGCCUGGACCGCUCCGUGCUGCCCCUGCAGCACUCGCCCAGAAGCAGCGCCCGCAUCAUCCUGGCGUGCUGCGUGCUGCACAACGUGGCCGUCACGCGCGACGUGAAGCUGCCGGGGCGGGGCUCCGGGGCGCUGGCCGACCUCCCCGCCGCGCUGGAGGACUACAACUGCGAGAGCGACGAGGAGGAGGAGGAGGAGGAGGCGCUGUCCGACAGCGAGGAGAUCGUGCAGCUCAGAGUCACGGCGGGCCAGGAGAAACAGGCCCUCACCAUCCAGCAGUUUUUCACAUGAGCUCGAAAAACAUACGCCGAUCAGCCACGACGUUAAAACCACCUGCCUAAUAUUGUGUAGGGCCCCCUCGUGCCGCCAAAAACAGCUCUGACCCGUCGAGGCAUGGACUCCACCUCUGAAGGUGUCCUCUUGGAUAUUUGGAUUUCUGUAUAUAUUGGUAUCUACUGUAUAUUUGUAUCUGAUAUUUUGUAUCUACUGUAAAUUUGUAUCUGAUUGUGUUACUUUGUUGUCUUUGAUGCUGCAACAGUGCAAAUUCCCCCCGAGGAUCAAUAAAGUACACUACAACUACUACUACUACUACAUACAUUUUUAAUGGUUUUUAUUACAUAAAAAAUUUGAAAUGGCUUACAUUAUUGGGAGUUAUUACACUAUUGGUAGUUAUUACAUUAUUAGGUGCUACAGGGCUAUAAAAAGCUAAGAUAUUGUUUGAGGGUGAAUUAUUUCCACAUGAUUUAAAAAACUCGAUGGGUCAGAGCUAUUUUGGUGGCACGAGGGGGACCUAGACAAUAUUGGGCAGGUGGCUUUAAUGUUGUGGCUGAUCGGUGUAUUCCAUAUUUGUACAUUUUCAUGUGUACAGCUGACCUGUAGGCAACUGAGAGCAGAUUGAUCUAAAGCACUUAAUAAAUGUGUUUUUAAUGGGACACAGACCUCACAAGACUUUUCCCAUUCACUGGGAAUAGCUAAAGGAGUGCAAGUCAUUGAAAUGAUAAUGCAUUUUAAGGAAAGUAAGUCUAACUUAAUUGUUAAUUACAGGCUACCUUGUAGAUAGCCGUGUCAUUUUUAGAAUAUUGCAUGUAAUGAGCAUACUUACAAACAUACUCUUAUAACAGUAUUAAAAGUAUUAUAAUUGAGUAAGACUAUGAAAAGCCUAUAUAAUUAGGAACUUGGAGGGGAACUCUCCAAGCCUGUGUCUUCCCCCAACCCCCCAUUUCCAUGGGUUCUGCCAUUAAUAUUUUAUGAUUAUAUGCUUUGCUAUGUACAUAUUUUUACAUGUAAUAUAUUUCCAUUCACAGUUUUUACCUUUUACAGAUUUUUAUGUUAGGUUUUUUUUUCUAGAUUGUCUAACCUGAUACUGCAGAAGUAAAUGAUAAUUUAAACAGUGGUUCCACAAGCUUUAAUAUAUUAUCUUAGGUGCCCACCUACGAAAAUAGGAUUUUUUUGUUUGCAGUUUUCUUCAGAAAACAGAAACUACCUGAAAUAGUUUACUGAAACUUUGUAUCAAAUCCUUGUACAGCUGUCUUAUAUAUGUCUAUGUAUUACACAUCAUAACCCCAUUGCUCCUACCAAAAAUGCCAAGUAUAUAAAAUCUAGUACAGUGGUGCUUUUAUCAAAAUAUCUUUAUAGAGUCACAUGUAUUCUACUGUAAACUGUAAAACAAACUUCUAUGGAAAUUUGUUUGCAUUUUGUGUUUCAUAAAAAGAAAAAAGUCAUUUUUAGUCAGAGUGCAAAUAUUUCUUAAUGAAAGUAGUAUAUACUGGUAUGAUUAAGCAAAACUAGAUUUUCAAUAAAAACGAAUUCCUGCUAAUAAAUUAAGCACAGCUCAUAAUUAAGUUACAUGUACAAGGAAACCAUUAAUGUUGCAGGUUUUAAGGUUGAUGUAACAAAUCAGAUACUAUAUAGGUAGUUUGCUGGGAAGUUCAUUUCAGUGACAUUUCUAAGUAUUAGGCUACAUCUGUCUGCCUUAUUCUUGAGGUGUUAAAUGUAUAAAUAAUCCCGAGCACAGUGACUGGAUGUGUUCAGGUCAAUGUUAUGAGGUAAACCCUCUGUGAAAUCAUUAGUGCAGCUGCUUAAUGGAUCAUGCACCUGCCUGUAGACAACCUAGUGAUAUUGUUCAGAUUUCCUUCUGUUUACCACUUAUGAGAAGUAUGAUUUGUAUGGUUAUCAAAAGUUUACUGGCAGGGUUGUAGCGGGGCUAUGCGAUAUACAUUUAAAUGCAAGGUUUUGGGAAAGUGACACGAUGUCUGUUAUUUUGGCUCUGUACUCCGGCGCAUUGGAUUUUAAAUAAAACAAGGAACAUGAGGUCCAAGUGCUGACUGUCCGCCACUUCAAGGGAGCAAAAGUAAUUUGUCAAAUGAACAUAAUCUGAAAUAAAGUCAUCAUAUUUAGUA